AUGUCUUCUUCUGACAGCAACAAUAACGGAGGCAAGUCCAACCUCACCGAUCGUGAGGUUGAGAUCCUCAAACACGCUUGGAACUGUCUGAAGACGCUUCCUGAGAUCGAUUCCCACAAGUUGGCCGCCGCCCUCGGCAUGAGCAACCACCGGUCUGCCCAAAAUGCCUGGGGUGCCAUCAAGAAGAAGCUCUUUGUUGAUCUGCCCACCUCCGUUGACGAGAAUGGAGAGCCCGUCGCUACUCCAAACAAACGCAAGCGCGCCACCCCCGCCAAGAAGAAGACCGCCGUUGCCGAGGAUGAUGACGAAGCCGAUGAUCUCAACGCCGAGACCGAGGAGAAGCUCGUUGUCGAGACUCCAGUCAAGAAGAAGCGUGCGACCCCGAAGAAGAAGACCACUGCCGCGGCUUCCGCUGCCACCGAGGGUGAAGCCGAUGGCGAAGAGUCCGCUGCUCUUGAGACUCCCGUCAAGAAGAAGCGAGCCACCCCCGCCAAGCGCCGAACUCCGGCCAAGGCCAAGAAGGAGCAGGACGAGGUUGCUGAAGAGGCCGCUGAAGAAGACGAACCUGCCGAGGCUGCUGCCCCUCCCACUCCUGAGGAGGCCAAGGAUCUGUUUGAGGAGGAUAUCAACAUGGUGGACAGCCAUGAAAAGGUUGAGGCCUAG
Molecule: messenger RNA, 663 nt
Organism: Colletotrichum truncatum
Lineage: Eukaryota; Fungi; Ascomycota; Sordariomycetes; Glomerellales; Glomerellaceae
Source: RefSeq, a predicted model, not a curated record